Messenger RNA from Penicillium paradoxum, 750 nucleotides. Its product is annotated as putative transcription factor RfeG. The record is from RefSeq and is a predicted model, not a curated record. The coding region runs from base 1 to 750 and encodes 249 amino acids. The transcript has 4 exons. NCBI's taxonomy places the organism in Eukaryota, Fungi, Ascomycota, Eurotiomycetes, Eurotiales, Aspergillaceae.
AUGACUGGCCGCUAUGAAGGACGUGUGGAACGUCAAAAUGAAUAUUUCAUCCCCGGCGAAGGAAUCAGCCGAGAAGUCAUUCAAGCAGAUAUCUGUCGCUACCUUGGAAACGAUGCCCUCGUGAGACCCGGCAACCACAAUGGCCGCCCAGGAUUCUUCAUCCGUGCCUAUCGGAAUCUCACAUCGGAGAUGAUUACUGAUCUGAAGGCAGACUCCGCCCGUUGGGAGGCGGAUGUCUCACGCCGGCGAGCUAUGCCCCCCGCGGCAGUCCAUGAGGUUCGCCAAUCACAGGGCCCAUCUCCCACGCCAUUUACUGCAGCACCUGCUCAGUCAUACAUGGACCCUUACUCUCAGGGCCCCUACAGUGGAUCCCAGAAUGCCCCAUACCCCAACCCUUCAUCCUACACAUCCACCACCCACUCGCCAUAUGCGGCAGGUACAGCUCCGUACCCUCCGCCCCAGGUUUCGUAUUCUGGUUCCAACCAGCCCGUCGUGACGGCUGCGGAUAUGCACCCCCAAUCGUACACAUACGCCCCCACAGGCUAUGGUUACGACAAUGGCCGAAGCAAUGCUCCCCGAUACCCAGGACCUGGAUAUGAAGCCGAACAGGAAUACUCUCCCGUAACUUCUGGGAUGUCUUAUCCCACCACUACUGCCCCGGAUCCCCGGAUAGGAAUGGAGCCCAGAUACACUCCAGAAUAUGAGCGCAGGCCACAAGCAACCAGAGACAACCCACACCGUCGGCGGUAG